Molecule: messenger RNA, 1440 nt
Organism: Cladocopium goreaui
Lineage: Eukaryota; Dinophyceae; Suessiales; Symbiodiniaceae
Source: the annotation of a GenBank genome assembly
AUGCCCUGCUGCUGCAGCUGCAUGGCAGUGAUGAUUGGGAUCAUGAGCACGGUCUUUCUGAUCGUUUCGGGCUUGUCCCUGACCAUGACGGCUGCCGCUGGGCACUGGUGGGAGAAGGAGGUGAUGUACCAGAUCUAUCCACGCUCUUUUCAAGAUGCAAACGGAGAUGGUACCGGCGACCUGAAGGGCAUCGAACAGAGGUUGCCAUAUCUCAAGGAGCUCGGCGUGGGAUUCGUUUGGGUGUCGCCCAUCAUGAAGAGUCCGAUGAGGGACUUUGGUCCGGGCACUCGGGGAGCACACGGUUACGACAUCAGCGACUUCCACGACAUCGAUCCCCUCUUCGGCUCCAUGCAGGUGGGCACCGGUGCCAGUGAAGUCGAGGACUUCAAAGAAUUGGUGGCUGCCGCCAAAGAGGCGGGCAUCAAAUUGCUGAUGGAUUUUGUUCCCAACCAUAGCUCCAACGAGUCCAAAUGGUUUAUGGAAUCCAGAUCUUCCAAGACGAACUCGAAGCGAGAUUGGUACAUUUGGCAUCCAGGUGUCGACGUCAACGGCACGAAACAACCCCCGAACAACUGGGCCUCAAACUUCGGUGGCGGUCAAGGCUCCGCAUGGACCUUGGAUCCCACCACUCAGGAGUACUAUUACCAUGCCUUCGGAGAGUUUCAGCCAGAUCUCAAUUAUCGAAACCCUGAAGUGGUGGAGGCGAUGAAAGAAGUCCUCCGCUUCUGGUUGAACUUGGGUGUUGGCGGCUUCCGCAUCGAUGCAGUGCCGUUCCUGUUGGAAGAUCCUCAGCUGCGCAACGAGGCCUUCAACGCAACCUGCGCCAAGACAAAGUUUGCCUAUUUCUGCAUGAAUCACACUUACACGCAGAACGAUCCGCAGAACCAUGAGAUCAUCCAGGGCUGGCGACAGACUGUGGAUGAGUUUGACGAUCGGGUCAUGUUCGGAGAGAUCUAUGCACCACUGGACGAUUUGAUGAAAUACUACGGCACACCAUUCAAACCCGAGUUCAACGUGCCCUUCAAUUUCCAGAUCCUGGGUCAAGACUUUGGAUCGCCCAAUGACCUGCGCAAUGCCUCGGUGGUGCGCAACGAAGUGGCGAGCUAUGCAAGCGCGUUGCCGGACUGGUGUCACGGCAACUGGGUAUUGGGCAACCACGACAACCAUCGCCUGAUGGAAAGACUACACAAUGACACCCGCCUGGCCAGUACAGUGUACAACUUCUUCAAUCUCCUCCCUGGCACGCCAGUGAUCUACCAAGGCGAUGAGAUAGCCAUGCGGGAUCUCUACAUUCCGUACUCGCUGUGUCGAGACCCGAUGUGUUUGAAGAAUCCCAAGACGUUCUUCGUUGAUGGACGAGAUCCGGAGCGAACUCCCAUGCAAUGGACUCCAGGCUGGGCGGAACCUUGUCACAUGCGACGGGAAAUCAAGCCGACAUGA